AUGGACGAGGAGUUCUCUACGGUGAUGCCGCCGCGGCCGAGCGCCAAGCGACUGCACCGCAAGUCGGAGUCUUCGCCAGAGGUUCUGCUGCAACAGCAGCAGCAACAGCGCCUGAAACGGGAGAUGCAUCUCACGCGCGAACUCAUUGACUUUGACCUGAUCAAAGGGUCCGCGCUGUUCCAUACGAAGCCUUCGAGCCACGACCGCAAGCUCGUGCAGAAGGGGUUCACGCGCGCCCUCUUCCUGCCGUUCUACGCCACGUUCUGGCAGCACAAGCCGUGGCUGUACCGGACGUCGACGGCGCUCUACGCACUGCACUUUGUCGCCGUGUGCAUUUACGUUUUCCAGCACAAGUCCACGUCGCCGCAUAACGCGUUCGAGGUGUUGUUCCCGAUUUUCCUGUUGCUGCUCGUCGCGAUCGCCUACGGCCGCGUGUCGAGCGCACUGCAGAUGCCUGACAUUGCCGAUCCGGCGUGCAAGAUCCUGUCUCCUGUCAAGCAGGUGAUGGAGAGCGUGUGUGGCUCCGAGCUGGACAGUAUCCAUGCAGCGUCCGGACUGGGGUCAGCUCUUGCCGAGUCGGAGAACUCGGACGGCACCGACAGCGACGAAGACAGCGGCAAUUCGUCUUCGUCCAGCGACGAGUCGAACCCGAAUGACGACAUGUUUCCGCACAAGAGUAACUCUGCUCCAUCGUCUCCCAAAUGCGCACUGCGUCAAUUGAUUGGCAGCCCGACUCUGUCUUUGCCGCCACGCGUGCCGUCGGGCUUAGGCUUUGACCGCGACGACCAGUUCGCGAGAAGACGCGUGACUGUCUGCGUGUGGGAGCAUGGCAGUCCCGUAAAACGAGCCAUGUCGAUCACAGAGCUGCGAAGCACGAUUCUUGCUAAGGUGAAAGUGACACAGGUUCGAAUGUUUUACCGCAAGGUCGCAGAACUGUCAGCGAUAGUACUCGCAUUGGUGCCGAUUGCGCUACGAUCUGCAACUAAAUGCCAGGAGUUCAACUGCCUCACGGUGACGCAAGAGCCGCUAGAAAUGCUCGUAUGGGUAUCGCGGUUGUUCAAGGAGUUGUCGCUGGAUCGGCUGUAUCUACACGCGCAAGAACUCGCGUCUGGCGCGUCCGUCAUCUCGAUUUCAUGCAUGCUGACAACGUAUUACUUGGCAUCCAUCAUUUUCACUGCUCUCGCAGAUGCCGAAGUCACAUACCACCGCCGAUUCCUAUACGCGAAGUGUUUUACGGCGUUGACGUCGUCACGACGCGCACGAAUGGCAAACCUGCCUCAUUUCCGCUUGAAGAACGUGGUGAACAUCAAAGCGUGGAUCUCGCUUCGCGGUGGACGCACUUGGCUGAAGCGUCAAGGCCGCCAACGCGCCGCCGACGAGAUCGUGUCGACGUCCUUUUUGAUCAUCCUCGUGCUGCUCGUCGUCAUGGGAAUGCAGGCUGUGUCGGACGGGUCUGGCUCUCUAUCGGCCGACAGCAUCGUCCCGAUUGAAGUGACGAUUUGGUGCAUGCUUACUUCCGUGUUCAUGCUGCGUUUCAUGAUGCUGGGCUCUAACAUCAACAAGAAGUACCAGAACACAUCGCUGCUAUUGACUGAGCAGAUGAACGUCUACCUCCGCCUGCUGGCCAAGCCGCACAAGAAGGACAAGCUCUUGGUCUCAAACAACGUACUGAAGCUCGCAUGUAAACUACUAAAGGAGCUCAACUCGCCCAAUAAGGUGUCUGGCCUGACGAUGAACCCGCUGCUGUACAACAUUACGCGCGUGGUGGUCUUGUCAGCCUUCUCGUCGACUGCGUCGGAUUUCUUCGGCUUCAAGCUGAAACUCUGGAAGCUCAAGGCGUAA
This is a messenger RNA of Hyaloperonospora brassicae, 1842 nucleotides long. NCBI's taxonomy places the organism in Eukaryota, Oomycota, Peronosporomycetes, Peronosporales, Peronosporaceae. The record is from the annotation of a GenBank genome assembly.